Molecule: messenger RNA, 3568 nt
Organism: Mytilus californianus (California mussel)
Lineage: Eukaryota; Metazoa; Mollusca; Bivalvia; Mytilida; Mytilidae
Exons: 1
Coding region: 125-1441 (438 amino acids)
Molecular function (GO): zinc ion binding
Source: RefSeq, a predicted model, not a curated record
GGACAUCGCUUUUCAUUGGUUACAAAGCUAUACUGUGAAAAUGAAGUAUUCAGCAUGCAGUUUUUAAAGUAUUCAACACGGAAUUUAAAUAUAUGAGUUAGAACUAGCUGUACAUUUUGAUAACAUGGCGUCUUCAAUAUCUGAUUCCAGUACAAAAAGAGCUCAAGUUCGCCUUAUCGUGAAAUGUUAUUUCUGCAGAAAUUUUGUGUCUGCAAAGUGGAAGUGCUUGAAUUGUAAAAUAAUUAUGUGUGAAAAGUGUAAGGUGGCUCAACAUUCUAAGAAUUUUAAUGCUCUGAAACACAAUAUAGUCGAUAUAAAAGAAGACGAAGAUAUAAACGGUAUUCCAUGCGACAAACAUGGCGAUAAACUGUGUUAUAGUUAUUGCAGAGAUUGCGAGGAGAUUAUCUGCAAAGAAUGUUUAGUUAACUUCCAUCUAGAACAUUCAAAAGCAGAAAUACAUACCAUUUAUAAGGAAAAACUUCAAUAUUUUCGGAAACAGUUUUCCCCUGAAGUUCAUCCAAAGGCUUUAAGUUUUAUAUUUGGACAUUUUAACAGAUUGGAUGCCUCUCAAAAAGCAAUGAACAUAACUUUGAAAUUAAGAAACAUAAUAGGAACCAAUCUAUCUUUCAUCAGUCCCAUUGUAAGAACAACAAACUCUCUAUGGAUCAGCUGUUGGAAAGACCAGGCCUUGAACGAAUUGGGAAUUGGGUCAGAAAUAACAAAUCUCCGAACUUACAGUGAUAAAAAAGUCUACGAUAUGACAUUGUCGAAUGACGGAGAACUACUUACGUUUGUUGCAGACAGUUAUUUAUAUCGUCUUAUUGAUCAUUUAAACAUUGUUCAUAAUUUUAGUCCUCUCUUCGCCAAAGCAGUUCAUGCCACAAAUACCAACAUUAUUGUUAGUACUCAGGACAAAGAAGGUGCUUUUCCAAUUACGGAACAUAGCAGACGCCAAAUUGUUAUUCUUGAACUAGAUGGAAAGACAGUUUUCAACAUCAUAGAACACAAUGCACAAAACAAACCACUAUUUUCCCUUCCGAACAGAAUAACAACUAACCUGAAAGGUGAUAUUUUGAUUAUAGAUACUUUAUCAAUGAGUGACCUUGGAAGGGUCAUGUGUCUUGAUAAAGGAAAUGUCAAAUGGAGUUAUCGCGGAUAUCCUAACGUGAACGAUGCACGUGGCGAUAAUAGCUUCAGUCCGUUCGAUUUAGGUGUUACUCCAGCUGGAAAUAUAGUUGUGGCUGAUACAAUUAAUAGCGCUUUGCAUUUUUUAUCGGAAGCUGGCAUAAUACUGAAAUGUUUCUCAACAUUGUCCGUGGAUAUUAAACUGCCAUGUAGUUUGGAUAUCGAUAGGGAUGAAAUGCUUUGGAUAGGUUCUAAUGGAUACGAGGGUCAGCCGGGAAAUGCCAAGAUUCAGGUUCUGAAAUAUAGUGGCUGUUAGAAUGGUAUGCACAAACAGUUAUGUUUCCAUAAUGCUUCCAUUGAUUUACUUAAAAUAUGGUUGCCAUUUUGUGAGAGAGCAUUAGUGAUACCUUAGCUUGUUCUUGCAAUACAAAAAAUGUUCUGCUUGCAAGACGUUUGUGUGUAUCUUAAUUCAUUUUAACAUGUAUGAAAUAAGACCCUUGUAAAGUUAUCUUAAAUGUGUGCUAUUAACUACAGUAUGUAUAGUUCUUACAAGUUCCAUGUCCGUGUUACGAGCAAAUUUUAUGCUCGAAAACCAACGUUUUUAUUCGACUGUCAUACAAGUGAGAUGUUUAGCUAGCUAUAAAACCAGGUUUAAUCCACCAUUUUCUACUUAAGGAAAUGCCUGUACCAAGUCAGGAAUAUUACAGUUGUUUUCCAUUCGUUUGAUGUGUUUGAGCUUUUGAUUUUGCCAUUUGAUAAGGGACUUUCCAUUUUUAAUUUCCCUUCGAGUUCAGUAUUUUUGUUAUUUUACUUUUUAUACGAUUUAAUAGAUUUUCCCAGUAUCGUGAAGAUAUUAUUAUGAUUAACGGUGUCAAUAUAAAGCAUAAUUAACUUAAACAUCCUUCCGAUAAAAAAGGGAAGUAUCACAACAAAUAUAUAUCAUAUAAGAUAUAAAGUUAAGUUUGUCAUUAUGUGCUAAAAGAGCAAACCUUGCAUCAUAUCAAUUUGGGUACAAGACAACUUCGCUCAAAGACAACUCGGACUGUCUGCAAAGAAGACAGCUCGUGUCGUCUAUGAAGACAACUCGGACCGUCUUUCGAGACAACUUCGAACGUCUAUAUAGAUGUUCCGGACCAUAUGAGUAUUUGGAGAAUUUUUUCAGGAUUGAUCAUUCAUUUUCAUUUGUUGCUAUGCACGCUCAUUACUUUCUCACUUUUGUACACAUUUGUACUCCUCAACUAUUCUCCAUUGUAUAUUGCAGAAUAUUCAUUUUCAUUAUGUCUUGUGCAAAGUCAUUUAUUCCCCUCCCCCCGAAAAAUCAAUUGCUCCUCCCCUAGGCCUUAUUUAAAUACAGCUUUUAGUGAUGUUUUCAAUAAUAAUAAGUCCACUAGAUGUAAAGUUUAUACCUAAACACUUACAAUUAUGAACACAUUCUUUAGUAUCUUUUUCUUAAGGGAAAUAUUAUUUUUUAAGUUAACCAGGUUUGUUAAAAAUAACAACUUUGGUUUUUGAUAGAUUGACCUCUCAACACCUGUCCAUUUAGUACAAAAUUGGGAUAAACCAUCAAGUCGUUUUUGAAGACAUGACUUGGAACUAGAAGAAAUAACAAUCUCGUUUGAAUACAUGAGGCAGUCAAUUCUGUUGCCAUUAAUUAAAUCAAAUAUCAAAAGCAUCCGGAACUUCCUCAAAUGCAUCCGGUAAAUCAUUUAUAAAGAUCUUUAAAAGGUUGGGACUCAAAACACCAAUUUGAGAAUGAAAAUUUGGAGUAAGCUCAAAAAGCUGCAAUGUUUGCAGGAAGUUUGCAGAGCAUUAUUUCCAGUUUUCCUGCAUACUUUUGUUUGCAGCAAACCUGUAGCAGGUCUGGUGCAUAUCUGCAGCAAACAUUUCAGUUCUGUAAGGGGAAUAACUUUGUCAAAUGCUUUUUAAAAAAUCGACUAAGCAAGCAAAACGAUUCCGACCUUUCAUACUUUUGUACUUAUCAAUUAUGGUAUUAAUACAAAAAUAUGAUCAGAUGUCCUACUUUUACUGAAGAUCUUCUUCUAUCAAUGUUGUCAUUAAAUCUGUUCUGGUAUUUGAAACAAACAUUAAUAGAGUAUAAUACAUUCAGAAAAAUAAUCUAUUUGUAAGGGUAUCUGAGUUGUGUUAUAUCUUUCAUUUAUUGUUUGGUAAAAUGAUAAAGAUAUGUAUGAUGAACGGUCAAUUAUACCAUAUAUAAAAGGCCCUAGUAAUUGGAUGAUUUGACUCCCGUAGCUUGUACAUUCUGAAAUGCAUUUUUACUUUUGAUGUGACGAUAAAGAAGUUUCAAAUAUCUUUGUAUAUAUAUAAUUAAUUGAAAUAUAAAUAUGCGAUUUAAUAUAUUAGACUCCUGUCUUGCACUAAAUAUAUGUUGUAGAUAAUGCCGCUAUAUAUCUUUAAUUGUAAUCACUUAAAAAUUAUAAUGAGC